Molecule: messenger RNA, 1842 nt
Organism: Symsagittifera roscoffensis
Lineage: Eukaryota; Metazoa; Xenacoelomorpha; Acoela; Convolutidae
Product: cytochrome P450 2J4-like
Exons: 5
Coding region: 226-1713 (495 amino acids)
Biological process (GO): xenobiotic metabolic process
Cellular component (GO): cytoplasm; intracellular membrane-bounded organelle
Molecular function (GO): heme binding; oxidoreductase activity, acting on paired donors, with incorporation or reduction of molecular oxygen, reduced flavin or flavoprotein as one donor, and incorporation of one atom of oxygen; iron ion binding
Source: RefSeq, a predicted model, not a curated record
UUGACUUCAGAUUGGCAUAAAUGAAGUUGACAGUAAAAUAACAAUAGCAAAUUUGAUUAAAAAUUCUACUCAUUUUGCAUAAUUGACCAUUUUGUAAAGAAAGAAAGAGUGAACGCACUUUUGAUUGAAAAGAUAUCAGUGAAUAUUUUUUGCAAGUUUUUUUUGUUAAGCACAUCAAACUCUUUCUUGUUUUUGGUCUUUUAUUUUUUAAAACGAGUCCAAAACAUGUACGAGUACAUUGUAGCCGGAGUUUUGGUCAUUUUUACUUAUUUGUUCUGGAAAAAGUCCCGAACUUCCAAACUCCCACCUGGACCCAUCUGUUUACCUGUGAUUGGAAACCUGCAUAAUGUGUCGUUCGAUUCUAAUUUCACCUCUAAAAUGCAGAACUUACACAAGAAACAUGGUCCGAUUAUUUCACUCUCGUUUAUCGGGCUGAAUAUCUGGGACGUGUGGAUUGAUUCGUAUGAGAUGAUCCGAGAAGUGCUGCACGACUCCCGAUUCGCGAACCGAACCAUCUUCGGUCUUUUCGAGUUUCUCGGAAACGGCUACGGUGUGGCGUUCUCAUCGGGGGAGGUGAGUCGGGCAAAGAGACGACUGGUGUUGACGACUCUGAGACACUUCGGGGUGGGGAAAACAGUGUUCGCACAGGGCAUAGAGCAACAGAUUGAGAUGAUGUUGCAGCACAUUGAAACAAAGAGACGCGAAAAUAGACCACUUUAUCUCCAGGGGGUGAUGGCAAUGACUACAAACAAUGUGAUCAUGAAGCUGCUGUUCGACAUUUCCAAUGAGUUCGAUGACCCCAACUUCGUCCAGUCUCAUCUGAGACUGAACAGAGUGUUCUAUUUGUUCAACCCCACCCUCCUUAUAUGGCUGCUACCCUACUGGAUAAGCAGACACAUGGCACAGACUAAAGAGCUGAAAGAGCUGCGAUUUGGUUUUAUCAACGAGAUGAAAGAAUUCUUCGAGGCGCGGAAGCCGAAAGACGAGAAAGAGUUUCUGACCGAAGAACCGAUCUGCGUUGCCGACUAUAUAUGGCGCGACUUGAUGCAAUAUAAAAAUGAAGCGUACCCAUUUCCAGAACACGAUAUCCCAUUCAUUCUCACUGAUAUGUUCAUGGCCGGACAGGAGACCACAACUAUGACCCUUUCAUGGGCCAUAAUGCAUAUGAUGUAUCAUCCAGAUAUCCAGGAUAAAAUCUACGAGGAGCUGAAAGCUGAGUUUCCAGAUAAGUCACAAAUAAUACCUUUGAGUGGCUUGAACACCUGUGAUUUCACGCGUGCGACAAUUCAAGAGGUGCAGCGUGUCACACCCGUGCUUUUCAGCACAAUCGAUCACACAGCGAGUGAGACAGUCGAGGAUUUUCACGGAUUUCGAAUCCCGAAAGGAACCCGAAUGAUGCCGAACCUGUCGCCCAUGUAUCACAACCCGAAAUUGUGGAAGUUUCCUGAUGAUUUCAACCCCAAAAAUUUCCUUGACGACGAAGGAUAUUCAGGUAAAUUCGAGAAGAACAUGUACCUGAUGCCGUUCUCAGUGGGAACCAGAGCUUGUCCGGGCGAAAACAUUGCCAAGAUGGAACUGUUUCUGGUAUUCGCUAACAUAUUAAGGAGGUACAAAGUCACCCCUGCGGGGGGAAAGCUACCAAAUAUGGCGCCACAUGUUGGAUUUGUGAACGAACCGGAAUACUAUGAAGUGAAUGUGGAACCACGCGAUUGAACGUGAAACAUAAAGGAUGUAAAAUCCAGAAGAAUUGAACUCAAUUAAAUUGCAUUAUUUACUCAGAGUUUUGACCACUUUUAGAUUUUGUACCAGAAAACUCAGAGUAACAUUGGUUUGUAUUGAAAA